AUGGAGGAGAGUAUGGACAUUAUCAUGCCCUCCGAAGGGCUUGAUUGUAGCAGAGUUGUAAAGGAUGUAUCUUCAUUCCAGCUGAAAAAGGACCCUGAUUUUAUCCAGACAAGACUGAUAACCUUUGACACGUUGUACGAACGUCAGAAAAAGCGUAUUGAUGAGAUAGAGAAACGUGACAUUAGCGUUAAUUUGGAGGUUUCAGGAAAAGAAGAUGAAAUGAUCAAUUGCAAGUCGUGGGUAACAUGCCCAGCUGAUCUUCUUAGUCGACUAAACAAGGCGGAUUCCAAGGCAAUAAUUGUAGCUGAGCCAAUAAUGGGCACAGUUGCAGACAUUGAAAAUGAUGAUGAGCAAAAUGAGGAGUGGAUUAUGUGGGACCUGUUCAGACCACUCGAAGGUGAUUGCAAGUUAAGAUUUCAUAGUUUCGAUUCCCCCAAGGGCCAACAUGUCUUUUGGCAUUCUUCGGCACACAUGCUUGGGUCCGCGCUCGAAACCCUAUACGGAGCAUAUAUAACUAUAGGCCCGGCCCUAAGUAGUGGUUUUUAUUACGACUGUUACAUAGGAAGCAAUAGUUUCAAGCCCGAAGACAUGGAGCACAUACGCAAUGAAGUCUCAAAAAUGGCGAAGGUGAAAUCGCCCUUCCAACGGCUUGUAUGUACUAAAGAGGAGGCUCUGGAGCUCAUGAAGCACAAUCCCUUCAAAGUCGAUCUCAUACGUAGGAAGGUACCGGAUGGAUCCAAUACGGUUUGUUAUCGUUGCGGUAACUUUGUUGAUCUGUGUCGUGGACCUCAUUUGCCUUACACUUCUUCCGUUUCCCCUAAGGCAUUUGCUGUAACGAAGUUCUCGUCGUGCUAUUGGCUCUCUAAAAGCACAGCAGACACACUUCAGCGGGUAUAUGGUAUAUCGUUUCCGAAGGAGGAGCAACUAAAAGCGUAUGAACGGCGCAUAGAAGAAGCUAAAUACCGUGACCACAGAAUUAUAGGUACCAAACUUAACCUUUUCCAUUUCGAUAACAUUCACUCACCCGGAUCUUGUUUCUGGUUGCCAAAUGGUGCAAAGAUAUACAAUCGUCUUGUGGACUUCAUGCGUGAGAACUACCGAUUAAGGGGUUACCAGGAAGUAAUCACUCCAAACAUUUAUUCAUGUGAAUUGUGGAAGACGUCUGGGCAUUAUGAUAACUACAAAGAAAACAUGUACAUGUUUAACGUUGAUGAAACGGAAUGGGGAAUAAAAGGCAUGAAUUGUCCAGGUCAUUGCUUGAUGUUUAGGUACCUUAGUCCUUCUUACAGACAGUUACCAUUAAGAUUUGCUGACUUCGGCGUGCUUCAUCGAAAUGAGCUCACGGGAAGCCUCAGCGGCCUAACUCGGGUUAGGCGGUUCCAACAAGACGAUGCUCACAUCUUCUGCACAACGGAGCAAAUAUCUGGGGAGGUGCUUUCUAUUCUUCAGUUUAUUGACGAUGUUUAUUCGUUAUUCAAUUUUAAAUACAGCUUCAAAUUAUCGACGAAACCACAGAAAGCAUUGGGUGAUGAUGAGCUUUGGGAAAAGGCUGAAUCUGGGCUUAGGGAUGCACUUGAAAGAUGUGGUAGACCUUGGACAUUGAAUCCAGGAGAUGGAGCCUUUUAUGGCCCCAAAAUCGACGUAAUUCUAUUGGAUUGUCUUGACAGAGAGCAUCAGUGUGGUACAAUACAACUCGAUUUCAACCUACCUAUAAGGUUUAAUCUGGGGUAUCGUGAUAAGGAGGAUGGUGAGAGCACAGAUUGCAAGCGAGGAUUCUCCAGACCUGUUAUAAUUCACAGGGCAAUUUUCGGCUCCCUAGAGCGUUUCAUUGCCAUAGUGAUUGAGCAUUUAAAGGGCAAACUACCCUUUUGGCUGUCACCAACUCAGGUUGCUAUCUUACCGAUAUCUGAUAAGCACAUGCCGUAUGCCAACAGUAUAUAUGAGAGGUUACUUCACCUCGGCUAUAACUGCUAUGUGGAUGGUAGUGCAAACACCAUGAACAAAAAGAUAAAAUCCAAUCAAGACCAGCGUUACAAUUACAUGUUGAUCAUUGGAGAUCGUGAGGUUGAAACGGGAACCGUAUCUAUGCGAUCUAUGGAUAGUCAGGCCAACGAGACACUUAGUCUAGAUGCUUUGUAUGCUAGGUUGGCCACGGAAGCCGAUGCAUAUAAGAAAAACAUUAAGUGCUUCCAUUUGGAAAAAUGA
Babesia bigemina is the source of this 2205-nucleotide messenger RNA. Its product is annotated as threonyl-tRNA synthetase, putative. The record is from RefSeq and is a predicted model, not a curated record. Gene Ontology annotation, cellular component: cytoplasm; mitochondrion. Gene Ontology annotation, molecular function: ATP binding; threonine-tRNA ligase activity. Lineage: Eukaryota; Apicomplexa; Aconoidasida; Piroplasmida; Babesiidae. The coding region runs from base 1 to 2205 and encodes 734 amino acids. Gene Ontology annotation, biological process: threonyl-tRNA aminoacylation. The transcript is spliced from 6 exons.